Molecule: messenger RNA, 570 nt
Organism: Owenia fusiformis
Lineage: Eukaryota; Metazoa; Annelida; Polychaeta; Sabellida; Oweniidae
Source: the annotation of a GenBank genome assembly
GUGGACCACAGGUGCAACAACUUGAGUGCAGUAAAAGUAAAGCUGAUAUUAUAUUCAUACUAGACGCCUCGGAGAGUGUAGGCCCACAAGACUUCAUCAAAGUUCGAGAAUUUGUGAGAGCAAUAACACGUGAACUUGAUGUAAGUCGAGACACCAAUCGCAUUGCUGCCAUUUCUUUCUCAGAUGGCGUCACGGAGCAUUUCUUCUUGGAUACAUUUGAUAAUAAACAAGAUGUACUUGACGCACUUCAGAAUAUAUCUUACGUAGGGGGAUCUACAAAUACUCAAGCCGCCCUCGUAGCUUUACGCGAGGAUAUUGCUAUACCGGAACGAGGUGACCGGGAGGAAAUUCAAACAAUUGGUAUUUGUUUAACAGAUGGUGCUUCAAAGGUUCGUGGUGUCCGUGAAGCUGCAACUGCAGUGAAAGAUAUGGGAGUUGCGCUGAUCAUGAUCGGGGUGAACACAACAUCGUUGAGCAUUGAUGAAUUGAACGACAUUGCGAGCAAACCAACAAAAGACUUUUCAUAUGUGAUUGAAAGUUAUUCAGAAUUAUUCAGCAUUUCAAGUAAGA